UAAUCGAUUUCACCGCGAUUACCGCCGUUGAAAACAUCGAUAAUUUUGUGUUUUGUUGCGCUGCACGUGUUCCAAAUUUGAUUGCAUUCGUUUGGUGAUUUUGUUGGAUUUAAGGCAUUUAAAACACCAGCGACGCCAUGCAGCACGACGACGUGGUUUGGAGCAUCAUCAACAAGUCCUUCUGCUCGCACAAAGUCAAGACCGACACACGUACCUUCUGCCGACAUGAGUACAAUCUCACGGGUCUGUGCACGCGGCGCACCUGUCCACUGGCCAAUUCGCAAUAUGCCACCGUGCGCGAGGAGAAGGGCAUCAUCUAUUUGUUCAUCAAGACCGCCGAACGGGCGCACAUGCCCAGCAAACUCUGGGAGCGCAUCAAGUUGUCGCGCAACUUCGAGAAGGCCAUCGAGCAGAUCAACGAGAACCUGGUCUUCUGGCCCAAGUACAUGAUCGCCAAGAACAAGCAGCGCUUCCUCAAGAUCACCCAAUAUCUGAUGCGAAUGCGCAGGCUGAAGCUGCGCCGCCAGAAGCUGAUUGUCCCACUGUCCACGAAGAUCGAGCGGCGGGAGGCACGUCGCGAGGAGAAGGCCUUGGUGGCCGCCAAGAUCGACAAUCACAUCGAGAAGGCCCUGAUGGAUCGCCUCAAGCACGGCACCUACCGCGACAUCUACAACUUCUCGCAGACCGCAUUCAACAAGGCUCUGGAGGCGGAACGCGUGGACGACGAGGAUGAGGAGCUGGACGACGACGACGAGGAGGAGCAGGAGCUGGAGCGCGAAAUGGAAGUGGACGCCGACGAUUCCCGCGAAGCUGUCGAGCUGCAGAGGGACCUGCUCGACGAGGAGUUCGUUGAAGCCGAUACGGAUGAUGAUGAUGAUGACGACGACGACGACGACGAGGACGAGGACGAUGAGCAGGCAUACGACAGCGACUCCGGUCGGCGGGAGGAGGUCGAAGUGGGCAGCGAUUUCGAGGAUUCGGACGACGACGGCGAUGAUCCGGAUGCAGAUGAUAUUGAGGACAUUAAAGUGCCCGCCAAAAAGUCCGCCAGCAAGGCGAAGAAGGACAAGAAAUCAGCAGCAGCGGCCAACAGUCGUCGCAGCCGAUCGAAACCCAAACUGGAGCUGGAGUACGAGUAUGAAGUGGAGAACGAGGUGGAGGCACAGCGGCAGAUGCGCCAUUAGCCAGGUCCACAAUUCGUUCCACCCACUAGCUGUUAACGCUUAUUGUUUAGCCCACUAAUUGUGUAAUGCCGGUUAAGAAUAGUAUAUUUUAUAUAAAACAAAACGACACAAAACUCCCUGUGAACAUUCUGUAUGGUGAGUUCCCAAUUUUCGGAACGAUGCAUCCCAUUCGAUUUCAUGCUACAUCUUUCUCGCUCGCUCGCCUUUCUGACCAAAAAGCGUGCUGCUGGCUGACAUUGAAAGUGCGUGAGAUGAGGGUCAAGACACGGGGGCUACACGGCGGCAAUGCAAUGCAAAACCAGUUGCAAAAAUAUUCUAUAAAAACUCUAAACUAUUUUAGACAGAGCUACCGUUUUCGCAUACCCUGUAAAACG
Molecule: messenger RNA, 1558 nt
Organism: Drosophila gunungcola (fruit fly)
Lineage: Eukaryota; Metazoa; Arthropoda; Insecta; Diptera; Drosophilidae
Gene: Rbm13
Product: protein MAK16 homolog
Exons: 4
Coding region: 138-1184 (348 amino acids)
Biological process (GO): maturation of 5.8S rRNA; maturation of LSU-rRNA
Cellular component (GO): preribosome, large subunit precursor; nucleolus
Source: RefSeq, a predicted model, not a curated record